Messenger RNA from Suillus subaureus, 516 nucleotides. RefSeq names its product ATP synthase E chain-domain-containing protein. The transcript is spliced from 4 exons. Gene Ontology annotation, biological process: proton motive force-driven ATP synthesis. The record is from RefSeq and is a predicted model, not a curated record. Bases 84 to 353 code for a protein of 89 amino acids. NCBI's taxonomy places the organism in Eukaryota, Fungi, Basidiomycota, Agaricomycetes, Boletales, Suillaceae. Gene Ontology annotation, molecular function: proton transmembrane transporter activity.
AACUUGGAAAGUAGCUUUUCUAUAAGCACCUCCAGCUAUCUUAGAAUUAACUUUUAUAUUGAAAGUAAAAAAAACGUUGAACAAUGUCUACCACACUUAACGUCGCUCGCUACAGUGCUCUCCUUUCAGGUGUUUUCUACGGCAUCUACCACCGCCGGUCACUGCAAAAAGCCCAUGACCAAGACAAAGAACACCACGCAAUACAUCAACGUGAACAGUUGAUAGCACAGGCAAAGGAUGCAUGGAGACACAAGCAAGAGAGUGCAAACGGGUCGGAUGGUGUUAUCACAAACCCGGAAGACCCACGGUUCGACCUCGAGAAGCUCGUUGCCAAAUGGGAGAAAGAUCUAUAAUCGUCGUGUAGCCUGCUUUCCUCCGUCAACUAUACCUAGAGAUCACUGCCAUCACUCUCGUGGCAGACGUGAAUUCGGCAUAUGAGCAAUAUCAUUCGAACUGCUCUAAUGAGUUUGUCCCUAGUGCUGCUCGAGACGCGUUUAACUUAGUCUAAUGAACGAA